Molecule: messenger RNA, 2057 nt
Organism: Spodoptera littoralis (African cotton leafworm)
Lineage: Eukaryota; Metazoa; Arthropoda; Insecta; Lepidoptera; Noctuidae
Source: the annotation of a GenBank genome assembly
CGUAAAAUUAUCGAUUAUCCGAACGCCAUUGUACGCAAUAUAAGACGAGCGAUUUAAAAAGUCCAUCAAUGCUACUAUUACUUUUCCUUUUCCCUUUGACGGAGUGUUUCAAGUGUUGUUUUUAAUUUAGUAGUAUAUCAAUGGUAGCUUACGUACUGCUUCACAAAGUCAAAAUAAGAGGGAAAUAUUUAAAAAUAAUGGCUUUUAUGGAUAUGUGCCCCAAAGUUUUAAAGCAGAUAGUGAAUGUUAAGUUUUAAUGAGAUACUAAGUACAUUAUAGUCAUGUACGGUUUGUGAAAAGAUGUAAUAUUCCUUCUUUAGUCUUAUUACAAUAUUCUAAUGUCGGUUGUGUUUUGAUUGUAAAUAAUUUGUGACGGCUGAAAUGGAGGAGUUGAGGUCCAAACACAAGACAUUGCAGAGCGCGGCUCACCACAUUGCCCUAGAGUGUAUACACCCUCAGUGGUGUUUGUCCACCCAUGUCUGUACAUUGGAACUAGCAGUCUACACAUGGGUCACCAUAUCACGUACACCCGUACCCCUCUCCUGUACGGCUCCAGCAUGCGUUCCAGAGCACCCAGCACAGCCCCAAGAUGUUUCAUCCAAAGGGGCUCAAACCGCACCUUGAUCCACGGGCAUAUGGAACGCCAAAUGACAGUCCUAUUUUGGGCCGGGCACUAUGUCUCACUCCUCGUGGCAGCCCGGUGCCAGGGCGAGUCUCCCACCUAAACGAGAAGUUCCAAGACUCAUUGACACUGACAUCCGACACCGAUGCCUUGGUCGCCAAGAUAAGCGCAAUGUUCCCCACUGUCAGCGAGACUCACAUCAAAAUAUUGCUGAAAAAGUACUACAAUAGAGAAGCAGUGGUGAUAUCAGCACUCCAGGUGGAAAAACAUCCUAUCACUACUCCUGGGCCUCUCACUAUGUCGCCAUCUGCAGUGCGGUUGCAGAAAGGCGCUCCAGGUCUGCACUCUGCCUUACAGCUUGCUAAAGGCAUGUCUGGCUCUAUACCGGGCUCCAGUCAUUUCACCCCAUUGACUGGUACGCCACAUGGUUCUCCAUCAUUACUGCGACCAGCAUCUGGGGCUUCUAGUUACUACGGUGCCAGGUCUAUCGACGGUCAGCCUCCACGACAUCAGAGUCCUAAAAUGAAGCUUAAGUACCUCAAGAGUAUUUUCCCGAAGGCCGAAGAAACAUUGAUCCUAGAUGUGCUGGCGAAUAAGGACAACAAUGUGCAGAAAGCGAGCGAAGAGUUGAUAGGCAUGGGUUUCAGUAAGAAGGAGACCAUAGUGACCACACAGAAAAAGGAAGCUACACCACAGCCACAGAAGAAAGUCGUCACCAUUAUGAAGACCUUCGCGGAGAAGUGUGAAUUAAAAGAAAAACUGCAGAAGAAAUACACCGACAUAGCAGAAAGAGUGAUAGCUUUGGCAUUAGAGAGUGUGGACUAUCAUGAAGAGAGGGCAGAACAGAUCCUUAAUGCUGUGCUGCAGGAUGAAGCGGCUCCUAAAGCCGUGAAGGUUGAGGUCAAGGAGUCAUUGAGACCAGCCACUGCGGAGCCGAAAAAGGGUUUUCACGCGGAGGUGCGCUCGCCGAGCCCGGUACCCGCGCCCCCCGCAUCCCGCCGCAUCAAGACAUGGACCGAGCACUUGAAGCCGAUUUUGAAGACCAGUAGCAGCGUGGAUGCCAAGUUCAAGUCACAGUAUUGCUCGCCCACGAAAGGUCCUAAUCCUUCGCUACGACAAGGACCAAAGGACAGUUUGCUACUGGAGGACUAUAUUCCAUGGACGGGACCAGACCCUGAAUUGCGAAGUGGCCAAGGUGUGAAGCCUGAGGGACCAGAGACCCGUGAAAGGCCUUUCUCCCUAGCUCGUGGCCCCUCGGGGCUCGCGAAAGGCGCCGCAGGACUCGCUAAAGGAUCUCUGUAUUCGAAAUUGAACAAGAAAUCUGCGAAAAUUAUCGGCUGAACGGAUCGAGCUUACGGCGCACCAUCUUCGCAUAGCACAUAACAUGUAAAUCUUAGUUCAGUAAGUUGUAAGAAGUACAAGUAGCGGUGGCGUU